AUGCAUUUAAGCACAUUGUGCGAACCUAAUUUCUCUCUCCUCCUCUUAUGUCCUCUUUUCAUUCUUUCAGCCACUUUUUUUUAUCCUAUAAGACAUAUUAACCAUUUUUUAUCUCUCUCUCCUUCUCUCUCUCCUUUUUACUUUUCAUUCUUUCCGACACUUCUCUAUCUCUCUCAUUUCAGCCACUUUUUUAUCUCUCUCUCUCUCUCUCUUUCAGUUCUUCUUUGCAUUAUGUCACCAUCUUUUAACUCAUUUCAUUCUUUCCGACACUUAUUUAUCUCUCUCUUUCAUUUGCUCCUCUUCUUUAUCUCUCUACCCCUCUCUCUAUCUCUCUUGUCAUUUCUCUCUUGGACUCUCUUCAUUGUUACAUACACUUUCAAUUUCUCCCUCUCUCUGUUUCUUAAGUUCACUCUCUUUCUUUUCAUUCAUGCUUCCUCACACCUCUCUGUUCUGUCUCUCUCCAUUUCAUUUCACACUCGGAUUCUAUUUAGCUUCGUCCUCUCUUUCCUUUCUUUAUCUUCUCCUACUCUUUCUAAUUUCUUCCUUUCGAUUUAUUUCCAUCUUUCUGUAUCUCUUUCUCUCUCCCUCUCUCUUCUUUUCUCUCUUCUCUCUCUCUACUCUGAGGGAUUCUCUCUCUCUGUUCUUUACCCAUUCUUUUUCCUUCUACUCCCUGCAGAUUUAUCUCCUCAUAUUUCUCUCUCUCAUCUCUCCCCCUCUCUCUCUCUCUCUCUCUCUCACUCUGAGGGAUAUUUCUCUUAUUCAUCUCCUCGCCAUCUUUCUUUAUCUAUCUAUCUAUCUAUCUAUCUAUCUAUCUAUCUAUCUAUCUAUCUAUCUAUCUAUCUGAUUUUCUCGCUUUCUUCAAGCGAUCUCUUCUGUUUUUUCCUUCUUUCUUUCUUUCUUUCUUUCUUUCUUUCUUUCUUUCUUUCUGCAUUACUUGUUUUUAUCGUUAUUUCCUGUUGUCAGUCAUUUGAUUAUUUCUUCUUAGGCUAUCUUUUAUAA
Acanthosepion pharaonis is the source of this 999-nucleotide messenger RNA. NCBI's taxonomy places the organism in Eukaryota, Metazoa, Mollusca, Cephalopoda, Sepiida, Sepiidae. The record is from the annotation of a GenBank genome assembly.